Molecule: messenger RNA, 3746 nt
Organism: Platichthys flesus (European flounder)
Lineage: Eukaryota; Metazoa; Chordata; Actinopteri; Pleuronectiformes; Pleuronectidae
Gene: spa17
Product: sperm autoantigenic protein 17
Exons: 6
Coding region: 126-2498 (790 amino acids)
Molecular function (GO): calmodulin binding
Source: RefSeq, a predicted model, not a curated record
AGCCGCUCCUUCUUCUUCUUCUUCUUCUUCUUCUUCUUCUUCUUCUUCUUCUUCUUCUUCUUCUUCUUCUACGCUGCAAAUGGGGAAGAAAGUAAACAAACUUCUCCGGCCCGUUUAUCGCUAACAUGGCAGUUCCCUUCUCCAACACCCACCUGCGGGUCCCUCGGGGAUUCGGUUCGAUCCUGGAAGGACUAGUCCGGGAAAUCUUACGAGACCAGCCUGAGGACAUCUCUCAAUAUGCUGCUCACUACUUCAAGGCUCUGCUUGAGCAGAGAGAAGAGAGUGGGAUGGACCCGGCUGAGUGGGCUGCUAAACUGGAGGACAGGUUUUACAACAACCACGCGUUCAAGGCUUCUGAGGCAAAUCCUGAGAAAGAGCCUCCACCAGAGAUCACAAGUCCAAGUGAGUCUCACCUUAUUUAUGAGUCCAACACUGCAAAUGAACCAAGUCAUUCAGCAGAAGCCUCGGAUCUGUCUACCACACAACCUAAAGUCUCUGAAGAGGGGGAUGUAACUGAAACCACAGAAGAAGAAGAAGAAGAAGAAGAAGAAGAAGAAGAAGAAGAAGAAGAAGAAGAAGAAGAAAAACACUUUGUUGCAGAGAAUUACAGUGUUUCAAUGAAAAGGGGACUUUCAGAAGGAGAAUCAAUCAACAGCCCCCCUCCUGCCGUUGUACAGUCAGAUGAACAGCGUGGGAUGGAGGAGGACAAAGACCCAACAGUACAUGCACUUGAUAAAGAUGGAAGGGCAGCUAAUGAAAAAGAUAUCAGCUCAGCUCCAGACCCAGAUGUACCUCAGUCUGCAUCCGCUGACAUGCUAUCAUUCAGUGGGCUUUCCAACGUAGAUGUAUGUGCUCAGGAGUUAGGAGUGACAGAAGAUAAUGGGGACGAUAAACAAGAAGCUGCUGCUGUAGAGAAGGAGAUUGAAGACUCGGGAGAAGAGGGAAAUACUGGAGGAGAAAAACCAAUCGAGAUCUCUCCGCAUUCUGGACUUGCUGACAUGGACAUUUGUGCGACAGAGCUUGGAGGAACAGACGAAAGAGCCACUUCUGAAAAGGAAACUCACAGCGAUGAAGAGGAAAGCUUUAAACCACCGCCAGAGGAAACUGUUGCACAAUCGUCCCUGUCUCGGUUUGAGACCCCUGAGGAUAAUCAACAAGAAGCAGAAGAUCAGGCAGAAAAAACAAAGGAGGAGGUGGAAACAGAGACUAAAGCUUCCUCUUGGGAAACACAUGAAAGUUUAGCUAAUAUCGAGGGUGUUUUAGAUGGUGAUAGUGUACCAAAGGAGGAUUCAUUGGUUGAGAUUAGCUUUGAAGAUGUUCCAGGGGCUCAGCAAAUUACUGAGGCUGAGGAGAAACAGCCAGAGGAAGAGGGUUCAGUAGAGGUGUCACAGAAUGAGAUAUUAGAAAUGCAACAGGGAGAGGAGCCCAAGGAGGUUACUGCAGUGUCGACAGACCAAAGUAUACCUGUUCCACAACACCAAGAUGAACCCGAAACAGGGGGAGCCGAAAAAGAACUGAAGUCUGAUGGGAAGGAAAUGGAAAGUUACUUGAAAGAAUCCGAUAUUAUGCAGGAAGAGGUGGCCACAAAUGACUCUGACUUCAAUUACGGCGAUGAAGACAAGGGAGAAGAUAAAUUAAACAGCAGCCCAUCUGAUCGGCCCACCACCGAAACAGACGAAAAGAACACAAACAAUGAAACUGAUGAUACAACUGACGAUAAGGAGAAAGAAAGAGAAGCGACAUUUCUCCAGAGUGAGGUCUCUGAGACAGAGACAGAGUCAAAUGAUGCUGAAUUAAAAAAAGAGGAGACGACAGACACGGUUGUAGGAGAUGAAGAGGACAGGCAUACAGAAGGUUAUAUAGAGGGGGAGGAUGAAGACAUUAAUGAUGAUGGUGCAGAAAACCUUUCAUCACAAGUAACCCCGUCUAAUGCAGCCACAGCAGGGACGGUGGGAGAGACUGAGACUUUCGAAACAAGUGAACAGCAUCUAACGGAGGAGCAUCAGGGAUCGCGUGUAGAUUCCUGGCCUGAGCAUACAGGGCAAGAAAAAGAGACCACAUCAGAGGAAGGAGAAAAAGUUGCAGAAGAGGAGAAAAUGAGUGAUGCACAGUGUGAAGAGGAGAGCAUCGACAUCGCUCAUGUUACAGAUGUGACAGAUGCUGAUCAGCAAGGAGAUGAAAUACCACUCGCGUCUGCAACAGACACACAAGAGACAGAGGAGAAGAAGAGCACUGACAAGGAGGAGUGCAGUCGGCCCCAGGAGGAGGAGGACAUCAUGGACAUCCCACUGGAUGACCCAGAGGCCAACAGGGCUGCCGCCAAGAUCCAGGCCGGCUUCCGGGGCCACAUGACCCGCAAGAAGAUGAAGCCCGAGGACAAAGCGGAAGGGGAGGAGGUGAGCAGCACCGGGGAUGUGCUCAACGGAAGCCGGGGGGACACAGCGACAGGAGGAUCGGGGGCAGUAGAGAGCGACGACACAUCUGUGCCAGAGCAGUGACACCCCUGCCCUGACCUGGAUGAAGAGAAAAGAGGGGGAGGGGAGCAAGGCAGCGGGAGAUGGCUGGCGAUGGCGUCAGCUGACUGGUCUGGCUUUCAGACACACCUUUUUUGUCCCAGGAGUCGUGUUUUGUUUUUUUUUUUCAACGCAAAUUAUCAGUAGAAUAAAAUGAACAGUUUCGAGGGUGUCCUCAGUGAAUUUUCGUGAACUUCAACACUCCUCCUCGGCUCCUCCAGCAGCCUCAUCAGUGCGGAUGUCUUUGACCCAGAAUUUGCAACUCACUGCAUGUACUUGUGAAACUUCUGGUAGUGUGCUAGUUUUUAGAUGAUGAUCUGUGAACGUGAAAAUGAGUGUCCUCUCAAUGCUAAACAGGGAUUACUGCGCAAGGAUCAGUUCAUACCAUCUGUGUAUAAACCUUGUAUGCAUCAUCAGCAUUAGACUGAUUGAACUCUGUGGCUUAAGUUAUUUCAGAUUUUGCGUUUUUUUUCUCGUGUGCUUGGAUCUCAAACAAGGUUUAUUAUUCGACCUGCUCACAAAAAUUAUUAAAACUUCAAAAAUAUCAAAACUAGAGAAGCUACUUUUGUUGUAUUUAUUCUGAGAUUGCAAUUGCAUUUUCAUUUUGAUCUCAUUCUAUAAAUCUGAUCUUCCACAACAGCAUGAAUUAACUACUCUUUCUUUCCAGAUACAUUUGGUACAGCUUUACCUUUUUGACACACUGGUUCAAUAUGCUCUAUUGUUGUGUUGCUGGGUUUGAAUUGUUUGACCUAUGUAAAAAAACAUUAAUAUCCUGUUGUUUGCAAAGCUUUCUUGCUUUAAAUCUAACUGCAUAGUACUUGCUUAUCUUUGCUGUAGAGUCAUGGCAUCGCACAAAUAAAUCCACCUUAAAUAUAUGGUGACAUGUCUGUUUUAAACUUCAUUAAUCCGAGUGAAGGGGUUUUGUCAGGGAGGAUGUUUGUUUCGUACAGUUUAUUUUAUGUUGACUGUUUUUUUUUUUUUUGGGGGGGGGGGGGGGGGACGGUAGAACAUCAACAAACGGCUCAUUUCUUCUUUUUCUCUUGUUCCUGCAAUAUUGCUGCAGAAAGCCAGUUGCUGAUUGGAAAGAGCCGAUUUCAAUGACGCUGAAACAUUCAUAACAUAAGAACUGUGCACAUCUAAUAUACCCAGAUCAGGCAAUUUAAAUAAAUAUAUUGCUGGUGAUGUAUUAAUCCAUCAAAUGCUUCCAUCCUAUAAUAAAAACACCACAGAGUA